Messenger RNA from Camellia sinensis, 836 nucleotides. RefSeq lists its product as uncharacterized. Gene Ontology annotation, cellular component: nucleus. NCBI's taxonomy places the organism in Eukaryota, Viridiplantae, Streptophyta, Magnoliopsida, Ericales, Theaceae. The record is from RefSeq and is a predicted model, not a curated record.
AUUUGAAGUCCAUUUCGAUUCUUCAUCGUCUCUGUCUUCUCUUGCAAACACUAGUUUGCAAAUUAGGGUUUUGGAUUGUGAAUCCCCAAUUUGUUCUUGCCCUGCAAUUCUCGACCAAUCGAUCAAUCUCUGUUCAUCAAACGAUGAAGCUUCAAUUCUCCAAAGACAACCCUAAUGGAAGGAGAGAGAAGAUCGACGGUUCAAGUUCAAUCAAUCAGAAGAAGAUUAAGAAGAAGAACGUGAUGAGAUUGGGAGGGGGUGGUCUCUCGCUCGAAACGUUCGCCAAUGCAAAAACGAAAUCCAAUCAAUACAACCCCGCCUUGAUUAAGAAGCAAAGGGAAUUUUAUAAGAACGCCAAAUAUGUGAGCAAGUAUAAGAAGUCACAAAAGCAACAAAGCCAACAGAAUGAUCGUUACCCAGCUAUGAGACCGCUAGAGGAUGAGAAUGAAACUGAAAUAGCUGGUGAAAUGAACAAGAAAAACAAGAACUACAAGAAGAGUUCACAAAGUUUGCAAGAAUUGUAUAAGAAGAAGCGCGAGGAGGAAGAGAUGGCAAAGAUUGAAAGAGAUGCCAUUAUUCAAGCAAAGAAGGAAGAAAGAGAGAGAGCUGAAUCUCGAAGAAAAGCUUUAAGAGGGAAGAUGUUGAAGAAAACAAGGUCUGGUCAGCCUAUCAUGAAGUACAAAGCAUAUUUGUGCAACUAAUGAGAAGAAUUACAGGCUUUGUAAAGAAGUUUGCAUUAUUCACCACACCAUUCUUUCUGUAUGCUAGGUUACUGGAAAAGUGGGGGGAAAACAAAGAAAAACAAAUUUUAUACUAAUUACUCCAAUUGAUCUGCA